This is a messenger RNA of Knipowitschia caucasica, 696 nucleotides long. Lineage: Eukaryota; Metazoa; Chordata; Actinopteri; Gobiiformes; Gobiidae. The record is from the annotation of a GenBank genome assembly.
AUGCCAAAAGCGAAGAGCAAGUCCGUUGGAGCGCAGCCAGUGAAGAGGAAAAAGAACUUCAGCAGUUCAGAACUCAAAGUCCUGCUGCUGGAGGUCACGAGGAGGAAGAAGACUCUAUUCAGUAGCCUCAGUACAGGUUGCACUAAUACUAAUAAGAAGGAGGCCUGGGAGGCAGUAUGGCGUGCGGUGGAUGCGGUCUCAGGAGAGGGACGCAGCAUAGAGGAGGUCAGGAAGAAGUGGUUCGACCUGAAAUCCGAAACAAAAAGACACAUAGCCAAACACCGGAGGGAGACGCAACGGACUGGAGGGGGGGCAGCAAACACCAUGCCCAUGUCUGAUCUGGAUCAGCGCAUUGGGGCCAUCAUCGGGGAGACGGCACUCUCAGGUGUACCAUCAACUGAGUCACUGGACACAGACCUGGGCCCAGAUGCAACGCGUUCAUCCCCUCCCUGUGCCGCUGUCUUUCCAGUUGAAUCUGAAGAUGAAGUCCCGCAGAGAGACCCCGAUCCAGAACCGACAGAGCCCUCCUGUAGCAGAUCCACCCGCACUCGUGCCUCUCCACGUCCACGCUUGCUCUCGGACGCGGUUCUUCAGAAUCAGGAGAAAAUUGCCGAGUCCCUGGAGAAGAUUGCGUCCACACUGGGAACCAUAUCUCAGACGCUCAAAGAUUUGCAUAAGCAGCUCACAAAUAAAUGA